This is a messenger RNA of Oncorhynchus kisutch (coho salmon), 897 nucleotides long. It is a transcript of the gene agr1, whose product is annotated as anterior gradient 1. The coding region runs from base 263 to 751 and encodes 162 amino acids. Lineage: Eukaryota; Metazoa; Chordata; Actinopteri; Salmoniformes; Salmonidae. The record is from RefSeq and is a predicted model, not a curated record. Gene Ontology annotation, cellular component: endoplasmic reticulum. The transcript has 8 exons.
GCUGGGUUGUGGAUCCCUGCUGCAAAUUGUAAUAAAUUGGAUAGACUUCAGCAACAACUUAUCUCCUUUUGUGAAAUUCCUAUUACAGUGCAUUUGUGUGCUACAAUUAAUUUGCUUUGUUUCGUGUGAUGCCAAUCCCAUACCUGUUUGGUAAGUCCUGUUGUCUAUAAAAAGACCUGAAAAUCAAAACCAAGUUACUGUCAGCUUGGACAUAGGCUCCAGACACUCCUCAUACGCCUGUGCAAUAGAACUGGUGAACGCCAUGUAUCGGUGGUCUCUCUUUGCCUUGCUCUUUGUCACCUGCAUGGAGGUGUCCAUACAGAAGAAAACAAAGAAAGGCCCUCAAACUCUCUCAAGAGGAUGGGGGGAUGACAUUACUUGGGUCCAGACCUAUGAGGAAGCCCUGAUGACAAUGACAGAAAGUAAGAAGCCCCUGAUGGUCAUUCAUCACAUGGAGGAUUGUCCUCAUAGUCAAGCUCUGAAGAAGGCGUUUGCUGCUGAUAAAGCCGUACAGGAACUUGCCCAAGAGGAUUUUGUCAUGCUCAAUUUGAUACAUGAGACUACAGACUCCAAUCUGGCACCAGAUGGCCACUACGUUCCAAGAAUUCUCUUUGUUGAUCCAUCCAUGACUGUGCGUGCUGAGCUUGUUGGGAAGUACAGUAACCACAUGUUCACCUACAAGCCGAGCGACAUCCCGUACCUGGCCGAGAACAUGAAGAAAGCCAAGCGUCUACUGCACACUGAACUGUAACCUCACAGCCUUUUCAAUAAUGUACCCAUAAUCUACUGGGUUCCUCCCUGUUCCAGAGGGGUUCACUGAGUCUUGGACAUUCUUAUGUUUACACAGAAUGUAUGCAAUAGAUAAAUCAAUAAAGAUGAAUGACAGUGUGCACUGAA